GCGCUCGUCCCUGCUAUGUGCAAUAUGUCCUUGCUGUGAAUGUUUGUGCUUUUCUGUGUGUGUGUCUCUCUCUCUCUCUUCCCUGCAGCUGCGGUGGGCGUGCGAGCCUCUGACCCUCGAUCGCCCACUUUCUUUCUUGUUUCUUCCCCUCUCUCUCUCUCUCUCUGUUUGGCUACAGCUGCUUUUUGGGGGCUAUGGAUGGACUGCGCUUACCUCCACUCAUCGAGGAAGCACUGGACUCUACAGAUGACCCGUGUGAUCUGAAAGCCGACAGCAGCCCCACCAUGGACAAUGAGAUGACCGCCAAAGAACGUGGCGUGCUGGAGGACAACGAGAAGGAGGAGGUGGAUCGGGGAGAGAGGGGUCCAGAGGAGGAGAGCCUGACGGAGGAGCAGGAGCUGGAGGAGCUCAGGGCACAGGUGGUACAACUGCUACUGGAGCUGGAUGAAGCCCGGGAGACGUCCAAUAAGCACCAAGAGAGUUUCCAUGAGCUGCAAGGCCUGUUGGAGGAUGAACGUCUGGCCAGUGCCCAUCAAGCUGAGACCUUCACACGCCAAAUCCAGAACCUGCAAGCCCAGCUCCGGUCUGUGCAGGAGGAGAUGAACAGCCUGGAGGAGGAGAAGGAGAGUGAGCUGGCAGAGGCGCAGGAGGAGCUGAGAGUGGCCCAUGAGGAGGUGAUUUUGCUGCAGCAGGCGGCCGAGGAGGCAGCGGCCGAGCGUGAGAACGACAUCGCCAGUCUGCAGGAGGAGCUGUGCCGGCGCAGGGCCGAGCUACAAAGGCUGAGUGAGGAGACACAGGCCUAUGAGCUGGAGAUAACCACUCUGCGAGCCGAAAUCAACAUGAAGAGCCAGCGCAGGGAGGCUGAGAGAAGAGAGGGAGAUGUAGACUUAUUAAAGGAGGAGUGCCGUGUGUUGAAAGAGGAGUGUGAGACACUGAAGGAGGACAACAGACGGCUCUCAGAGAAACUCCAGCUGCUGCAGAGACAGAGGACCAGCUCCAGUGUGUACCUGUCUCUGAAGGAGGAGGACAGUGACACCCCUGAAGGCAAAAGUCUGGACUCAGAGGAGGUCCUGACGGAGAGCUACAUGACCAUGGCCCACUCAGAGAACUGCCACUUACGGGACGCCUCUAUCCAGAAGAACAUCUCCUUUGACGGGAAGCCAAUGACCCCCACCACCUGGAGCGGGGGCAUGGGUGAGAUCCUCUCCCUACGGGACCAGCUCAAACAGGCUGAGGAGAAGGCGCUGCAGGUUCAGAGGGAGUGCGACAGUCUGAAGGUGGAGCUGAAGGAUCUACAGGAGCUGUACGAGAGCAGUCAGAGGGAGAGAGCGGAGCUGGAGGAGGAGCUACAGCGAUGCAAGGCAGAGCUGGAGAAACUGUCCGGAGGGUCCCAGAGAUUCAUCCAUGCGUCUGAGCACCCUGUUCUCUCCAUCCCCUUCAUAGGAAUGAUUGUAAUAGUGGCUGUGGUCUGGUGCUGGUUGUCGGAGCUGGCGUCCCAGAGAGCAAGGGGGGUGAGAUAGGUUGGGGCUCCAUUUUGACUGUCACUGCAGCCACAGCAGUGCUCCUAAUGAUGACUAGCUUGUUGAGAGCUCUUGUCCGCUGCUGAUUGGAUGGCAACAAUCACUGCACAGCGAGGACACACACCCCGGUAUCUCUCCUGCCAUGUGUAUAGACUGCAACUUUUUUGUAAAAUAUAAUAUAAACGAAUGGGGAAAUGGUGUCCCUAUAAUGAGAAGGUACUUCAUGCAGACAGACGGAGCAAAAUGCCCGGGCCUCGCUUGAGUGGCGUCCGAUGAAAUUUGUGCAGAUGAAGAUGACCCAGACUGACUCUUCAUAUUGUAUGCUAGUGCUGUGUCAUUGUCUGUGCAUAACUCUUUAGCGGAAAAUACAAAUGAAGGUUUUACUGUUGUGCUUCUGACGUUUUUCAAUAAUUUAAUUUAUUUAUUUGGACGUUUUGUUCAUAGCUUUCUUUGAUAAUACUGACAGUUAUAGGAUCUGCACUUUGAAUGCACUGAACCAACACAGUCCCUUUAAUAAACAAGCCAUUGGUUGCUUGUUUAUUUUCUUUCACAUAAUAAUUCACUUUCAAAUUACCUCAAAAUAUUAAACGUAAUGUCCACUGAGUGUUCUGAUAGUGCGGCAAAUAGAGUUCAGCCUCAAUAAGCACCUGUCAAUCAUCUGUCGUGGUGACCUUUAACCUUUAGUAAAUGGGUUUUUCUGUUAUGUGCUGUGUUAUGUCUUGCUGCACAUCAGCGCCAAUAUUGCAACAAGUCCAAGGAUAAGGCUCUCUCUGCAUUAUACACAAUCAAUUCUCAAAUACUACUGUUGACAAAUGGCUUAUUCUUAUUUUAUACAAAUGGCUUAUUUCAUUUUUUCAUCCCGUAUGGAAAGCUAUGAAAUACAUUUUUAAAGGUACAGAAUUUUUAAGCCACUAUUUUUUGUCUAAAUAUAGCCCAUGUUGCAUUAGUACAAAGAAAUAAAAUGCCAGAUAUAAGUAUGUACGAUAAUGGAGGUUCAAAAUCUAGCCAUAGUAUUUGAUUAUCAACAACUAAAACUAAUUAUGUAUUCCUUAUUGACUCCUCUUAUUUUCUGCUAUAUCCUCAGUGAUACAGACAGAUUUUUGGAUUCACUCUAUUAACUAAUAUUCUCAAUUGGGUUAUUACAGACCUGAGAAUUUAAUUAAAAUCUCAUCAUUACUGUUUCAAACAUGUACCCCAUGAAUAUAAAUAUGUAUGGUAAUGGUCAUAAAAAACCCUGUGCGGAGAUGAAGAGUCACAUACUAAGUCUAGUUACUUCCAAACAAAGAUUAAUAACUGAUAUACUGUAUGUGGAUAUAUGUUUACAGUUGUGAAAUUUUGUUAUAUUUGUGAUAUAUUUUAAAAGUGAAAAAGCAUGCGGCAAACCUUAGAGAAGCACAAUCUAUAAUUUAUGUUUUGUUGCUUUGUAUUUGAUGUAAAUAGAUGCAACAUAUACAGUGCAGACCUAUGGGAGAGAUACUGUAUUUCUUAAACCCAUUUGUACUAGCUUUGUAGAAAGGUGAUUAUUUUUUGGGAGAGCAAAUGUAUAUUUGAUAUCUAAAUGAUAUGCUAUGUUAUAAAUGUUUAUUAUUUAUGGUGAUGUUGCUCGGACAAAGUCAUUUCAGUGACUAAGCUUUAGAACCUCUUUGGUCGUGCUAUCCAUGCGAGUACAUUUGUUAAGUGGUGUGAAGAUCAAAUCGCAAACACAAUUUGCUCAAAACCUGUUAACAAUCACAGGUGUCUAUAUGUAUUCAUCAAGCAUUGCAUGAAUUUAUGGGAACAUUUUCUGUAUCUAAUGAAAGAACUUUUUCCUGCAAUUUCCAAAUAUGUUGAUUUCCACCAAUCCUACCAGACCAAAAACUGUAUUAUUUUUGCACAUUACAACUGAAUGAUUUAAGUGUCUACACAAUAUAAUAUUUUUAAUCUUUUUGCAUCAUAAACUUGUGACAAUCUGUAAACAUUGUUGUAACAUUAAACAGUGCAUUCGAGUUAGGUCAUUCUUAACACCUUAUUUUAUUUAUUUAAUUUUGAUUUAUUGCAGUUGGACCAGCCCAGUAUCACCCAUCCCUGCACUAAUUACAAACAAGCAUUGCUACUUAAAACCCAUGUCUGCAGCAACCUCUUGUGUAAGUACAUACCAUCAAACACUUCUAUAUCGCACUGUUUCUCUGCUUGCUGCUUACAUGUAUUAGGAUUGAUGUUUGCAGUGUUAUAGGUGUGGCUAUUUUGUUACCUGGAGGUCUAUUUUGUACUGUAAAUGACUUGAAGAAAUAAAAAUACCUUCCUUGCAAAACUGACUAAA
Messenger RNA from Periophthalmus magnuspinnatus, 3819 nucleotides. Its product is annotated as coiled-coil domain-containing protein 136-like. Gene Ontology annotation, biological process: single fertilization; acrosome assembly. NCBI's taxonomy places the organism in Eukaryota, Metazoa, Chordata, Actinopteri, Gobiiformes, Gobiidae. Gene Ontology annotation, cellular component: acrosomal membrane. The record is from RefSeq and is a predicted model, not a curated record. Bases 195 to 1520 code for a protein of 441 amino acids. The transcript has 9 exons.